Messenger RNA from Ilex paraguariensis (yerba mate), 444 nucleotides. The record is from the annotation of a GenBank genome assembly. NCBI's taxonomy places the organism in Eukaryota, Viridiplantae, Streptophyta, Magnoliopsida, Aquifoliales, Aquifoliaceae.
AUGUCUUCAGUUCACAUGCAACAUGUUGCAUUAGGUGUAAUGGAAUUGACUGUUUUGGCAGUCAAAAGUAUCCGAAAUUUGAAUGGGCAUAGCAUUGGAGGCUAUCAAAUCCAUGCUGGAAAAUCAGUUCCAAUAGUGAAAGGAGGAGAACAAAGAAAGAUGGAAGAGGGUGAAUUUUAUGCAAUUGAAACCUUUGGAUCUACUGGGAAGGGGUACGUCAGAGAAGAUCUAGAAUGCAGCCACUACAUGAAGAAUUUUGAUGUUGGUCACAUUCCAUUGAGGUUGCCCAGAGCAAAAAAACUGCUUGCGACAAUCAACAAGAACUUCUCCACGCUGGCCUUUUGUAAGCGUUAUCUAGAUCGCCUUGGGGAGACCAAGUAUUUAAUGGCACUGAAGAAUUUGUGUGAUGUUGGUAUUGUUCAGGCUCCUAUUGCUAUCAAUUGA